AUGCCUGAACUUGGUCACCGUCCCUGGUUCAACAAGUCCUCAAAAGUCUCUCGAGUCGAGCCAACGAGCGGCGACCACGUUGGAUCCAAACUGCAAUCCAGUGUCGAGACUAGCGAGGGGUUGCAGAAUCCCCCGCCAGUCCCUCUAUUUCCGGAUGGGGUCGAAGUGUUAUACGAGUGCCCUAAGGCAGCGUUUGAUAUCUGCUUUAUCCACGGUUUGACUGGAGAUCGACGAACUACUUGGACCGCUCCAAAAAGUACCUGGACUGCAAAUAAACAGCCAGCUCCAUGGCCACAAGAGCUUUUCCCUGCUGAAAUCACCACUCGAGCUCGUAUAUUGACUUACGGCUAUGAUGCCUAUGUUUUGCGAAAGUCCGUCGCAUCAUCAAAUCGGCUGAGGGACCACGCUACGAAUCUCCUGAAUAACUUGACGACAGAUCGAGCCUCUUGCAACGCAUCAUCAAGACCCUUGAUUUUCGUUGCACAUAGCCUAGGCGGUCUUGUCUGCAAGAUGGCCAUACUCCUUUCCCGAAAUAACCCGGACACCCAUCUCCGAGGACUCUUUACUUGCACAAAGGGUGUCAUAUUCAUGGGAACACCUCAUAAGGGCUCGUGGAUAGCUGAUUGGUCCCGGAUUCCCGCCAAAGCUUUGGGGAUUAUGAAGUCUACCAAUAAGGGUUUGUUGACGGUACUGGAGACUGAGAAUCAAUUGAUACAGUCCCUCCAACUUGACUUCAUGAACAUGCUGCGUGAAUCUGGGAAUCUCGAAGUGACGUGCUUCUACGAGGAGCUGCCUCUGCCUAUGGUGGGACAAGUGGUGUGCAAGGAAUCGGCAACCCUAGAUGGGUAUAACUCCAUCGGUAUCCACGCCAAUCAUAGUGCCAUGGUAAAAUUUGCCUCCAAGGAAGAUAAUGGAUACAAAAGCUUGCUCGGCGAGCUUCAGAGAUGGAUGAAUGAAAACGGCGUUGAUUCGGGUCGGUUAGCUGCUGGAACAGAUGAAAACAAAGAUUUGACGGUCGACAGCUCGCCCUUUGUGUUUAACAAUUAUGGGGCCGGUUUGAUAAACACGAACAAUGGUUCAGCUGUUCAAUAUAACUCCUUUGGCAGUGGUAAUAUGUUCAAUGGCCCCAUCUAUGGCUUACAGCUUCCUUCACGACAACCCCAUUAA
Molecule: messenger RNA, 1167 nt
Organism: Penicillium mononematosum
Lineage: Eukaryota; Fungi; Ascomycota; Eurotiomycetes; Eurotiales; Aspergillaceae
Product: esterase/lipase family protein
Exons: 2
Coding region: 1-1167 (388 amino acids)
Source: RefSeq, a predicted model, not a curated record